CUCUCAGAACAGAAACACAGACGCUUGGGUUUGCCUUGUCAGACCAUCAACCUCAUAGCACGACAUGGAUUUCAUGGAACUCCUCCUCGUUUCUCUUGGUUCAGCAAUUGUUUUCUACUAUGGAGUGAAACUUUUGCUCUUCAGUAAGAUCCUUUAUCCCAAACUGUGGUUCCCACUGCCAAAAUCAUUUUUCACCUCAAUGGGAGAGUGGGCAGUGGUGACUGGUGGGUCAGAUGGGAUAGGGAAGGCAUACGCCUUUGAGCUGGCUGCUCAGGGGAUGAACGUGGUUAUCCUAAGCAGAACAAAGGAGAAACUGGACAAGAUAGCUAAGGAGAUAGGGGAUACCACCGGGCAGAAGGUGAAAGUGAUUGUUGCAGACUUCACAGAGGAAACCGUCUUUGAUGAAAUUGAGAACAACCUCAUGGACUUGAAAAUUGGGGUUUUAGUCAAUAAUGUAGGCAUACUGCCAACCCUCAUCCCCAGCAAAUUCCUUGAAACUCCAGACCUGGAGAAGGCAAUUGUAAGGGUGAUCAACUGCAAUGUAAAAACUAUGGCCAAGAUGUGCAGAAUAACUCUUCCAGGCAUGGAAAACAGAGGAAAAGGAGUGAUUAUCAACAUUUCCUCUGGGACAGCAUGCGUUAAUGCCUCCAUAUACUCCCUCUACAGCUCAUCAAAGGUGUUUGUAGAGACAUUUUCCCAGGCACUUCAAGCUGAAUAUAAAGACAAAGGGAUUAUCAUACAGACCGUUGCACCAUUUGGGGUCUCCACUAACUUGUCAGGCUAUCAGCGGACCAACAUGGUGACUAUUACUGCAGAGGACUUUGUCAAGACCUCCCUGCAACAUAUUAGAGCUGGAGACAAAACCUAUGGCAGCGUUUGUCACGCAGUCCUGGCCUGGAUUUUACAGUCCAUACCCCAUCAGAUCCUCAGCUCUGAGGCAAUGCAGAUUCGUCUAAAGGAGUAUGUCAAGAAGAGAAUCGCCGCUGCAUCAGCCCGCACAUCCACCUCUUAGUAUCAAGGGCCACUUGUGUGUCCAAAUAAUAAUAAUAAUAAAAUCAAUCUUGUAUAACGCUUUUCUAAAACUCAAAGUUGCUUUACAAUAAACGGAGUGAAACAAGACAACAGAUAAACAUAACACAAACAUACAGGGGUGGAUGGGAAGGGAGGCUACGAGAAUGAGAAGCGGCAGCCACACACGACGCCAGCAGUACUCUCCUACUCGGACAGAUACAAAAGGGAAAGAAAAACAAACAUCAUAAAUCACAGUUGAAGUCUGAAGAGGGGAGUCCCGACCAAUGACCUGAAUGUGGGCAGCCUGCAGCAGUG
Molecule: messenger RNA, 1326 nt
Organism: Lampris incognitus (smalleye Pacific opah)
Lineage: Eukaryota; Metazoa; Chordata; Actinopteri; Lampriformes; Lampridae
Gene: hsd17b3
Product: hydroxysteroid (17-beta) dehydrogenase 3
Exons: 11
Coding region: 65-1012 (315 amino acids)
Cellular component (GO): endoplasmic reticulum
Molecular function (GO): testosterone dehydrogenase (NADP+) activity
Source: RefSeq, a predicted model, not a curated record